AUGAGCUACAUCACUCGCCGGGCGCUUUCGACGCUCAUUCCGCCCAAGGUAGGACUAACUAAGGGCGACCCUCAGGCCAUCGGUGCCGCCCCUGAUGCGGUUCGCAUGCAGCGUGUUGUCAACUUCUACGAGAAGCUUCCCCGCGGCCCGGCCCCCGAGGUCAAGGCUACCGGCAUUCUCGGCAGAUAUCAGGCCAAGCACUUCGGCAAGAACCCGUCGGCGAAGCCCAUCAUUCACGCCAUCGGCCUCCUGCUCAUCGUCGGCUAUGCCCAGAACUACUAUUUCCACCUCCACUGCCGUGCGUGGUUGUGCUUUGAACAAGUUCUGAGGCCGAGCUUCCCUGUCGAGGCGUCAGAGGGCCUGUUCCGGGCGCUAAACCCAAAGCGGUCACCUUCCCAGCGUUUGGCUUCCGCCAGUGGUCGCCAACCACGCCCAGCCAGUCCCUGGCCGUCAAGCAGUGGUCAGUCGGCGAAAAGACGACCAGCCAGCCAGCAGCCGCAUCGCCUCUUUUGCAGCAGGGAGCAGAACAUUCCCUUCCAUCAACCUUCACUCUUCACCACCCACCCCCUCCGGCUCCCGAUAGCCCACCCGCACCUUCCUUCCGCCUCCCGCAAUACCGGUGGACGCAGCGAUCGGUCAAUCCCGUCGCACGCUCGACUACCGAACGAUCACGACAACCGUAGGAUGGCAACUGAGUCACCUAAGCAGCGAUCCGAUGAAGCUACUCUGACUUCUGCCCCCCAGCCCGUGAGCCGCGCGACCCCUGCUGCUGCUGCUGACCCGCCGGCGAUCAAGAUCGACACCGACUCGCAAAAUGUCGACCUCAACCGACCGCACGUAAACGGUAGCGAUGCCCCCGCUUCCGCUAGGGACGAGCUCGAGAACAAGCACAUCUCCGACAUUGUCGACGAUUUGGUGAACUCAACAGAAGUUAGCAUUAGUGGAGGAUCCGACACCGAAGCGGCCAAAUCCGAUGCUUCCAAGGGCAAGGACGACACCAAGGGCCACGGCCGUGCCGCUUCUGCCGUGAAGAAGCCCGCUUCCUUCAAGGCUGUCAAGGUCAACAAGACCUUCCUCAAUCCCAAGGGCUCUGCGCCCGGCGCCGAGUCCAAGGCCGGCGAGAAGGCACCGCCAGCAGCCGUUGCCGCUGCCGCACCGACCGCGCCCGUCACUACUACUACUCGGCCGAGGUUGGUUGCCAAAACUGCCGCCCCUCCGCCGGAACCAAAGAAAUACACCGAUGAAGAGCUAAAGAGCUAUGGGAUCCACAUGGCCUCCCGACUCCAGCCCGACGACACUAAAGGCCAGUCCAACUGGGCUGAUAUCGACGACGAUGACGAGGAUUGGGCUCCGGAGACAAUCACCUGGAAGGACGGCACCAAGAUCGCGCUCGCGCCUGCCGAGGAACAUCCGCCGCCGCCGGCGGCGGAACCCGUUGCUCGGCCCGCUUCCGCAGAGAAAGCCAGAUCGCCAGCGCCUAGCACCUCGCCAUCCGUCAAACCCGGCGGUCUUGCAUCGGGCAAGGGACUCGUAUUGAAGGGUGCCCCCGAGAAACCUACUUUAGUCGCGAAACCCCCGGCCCCCCCCGCCCCAGCCAAGUCCCCCUGGGCACCUCUCCCCAAAAUCGACAAGGUGUCGCCGCUCGCGGUCGACGCGCCGGCUCAGCCGGGAACGAGGUUCCCUGCAAGGGAUCAUCCGCAGCACGCGGCCAAUCCUCCGCCGCCUGUCAAGGAAAUUGCCGCGGACGACUUCAGUCGCACUCCUUGGCGCGAUGGCCCCUCGGGCGCCAACAGAGAGCUGUUCAACUCGCAGUCCGGUCGCUACGAACCGGUCCUCGACCGACGCGGUCCAGUGCGCGCGGAGCCUCAGCACGGCCGACAGAUGGCCCUCCUGCAACGGUCGUCGCACCACGAACAACAAGGCCCGGUCGAGCCACCGCCUGGCGCGUUCCACGCGGGCAGGAACAACGAGCAGCAGGUUCCGUAUGGCCGGAGGCGCGGAUCUUCCAAUGUUAGUGGCGGAAGCGGCAGCUGGCAACGACCCCGGAACCUCGAGCCUCCCCUCCCGCCUCCCGAGCUCAUCAACGCGCGACGAGCGUCCAUGACUGGAACAACCGACAGCCCGGUAUCUCCGAGAAAUUUCUCCCCGUCUGGCCUUCAGGGCGGACCGCAUCAUGGCCCGCCGUGGCAGCCCAGAGCUUCGCCCGCGACCGCCCAUGCGGCCCCUUACCACGCUGGUGCUCAGGCGUCCGACGGCCGAGGCGUAGCGCCCCAGAUGCAGCAGCCACAGCAGCCGCAACAGCCGCAACAGCCGUCAGUUCAUCUGGUUACCGAACAGGACUUCGAGCUACAAAAGAGGCUGAUGCGGGAACGCCGAGAGCUUGCCAUGAAACGCCGCCAGGAGGAGGAAGCGAGAGAAGAGGCGGCACGACGGGAGAGGAUCCGCUUGAAGCUCGAGGCAUUGGGCCCCGCGCCCGAGCCCAACAGCGCGAAGAAAGCGGCGGCAAAGGAACAGGCUCCCACUCCUACACAGAUUCAAGCGCGCGAGACUAGCGCGCCUCAGAAACCCGAGCCGCAACCUCGUGAGGGAGACUCGGCCAUUGUCGCCGGACCUGAAUCUGCCAAGCAGCCUAUUUCACAGCCAAAUGCCAAGCAGCCUAUGCUGAAUGCACAGUACGAGGAUCGGGACCGUCGGUUGCAGGCAGAAGGCCGGACGCUCAAAGACAUCCAACCGGCCAUCAGAGAUACGUGGCGCCCAACAAAGCUCGAUGAGAACGGCAUGCGCACUGAAUCCGGCGCGAAGCACACGCUGCAGAUUGGCCAGGAGAACCCGUGGGCGGCUUCGGCCGAGCCAAAACUCGCGGCUUCGCAGCAAGCGGCCUCUGUUUCGAGUGGCGCGCCGUCUGAGUACGGCCCACCGGUUCGUGAUAUGGCAUCGGCGUCGGUGCUGGGCGCACAGGCGGCAGCGGCCCAGCAGGCGAGGGGUUCGCGCUUCUUCCCGUCUCGGGACGCCCGUCCGGAAACGAACCGCGAGGUCCGCCAGGAGACGAGCGCAGAAGCGAUGCGGCACUCAUCCCCUUCUCCGCCUCCUCCCGAUAUGGCCGGCCAUCCGGCCUUUGAUGGCGACGCGACGCACCCUCAUGUGUCAUUGCCGCGGCCCCAGCCUGUUGUGCGUCUUCCACCAUCGGCGGCCAAGGACGUGCCGGCGACUGCGGCCGAGACAACCAAGGCUUCGCUCGGACAGUCGAAGUCGCAAGGGCCGGACUUUGCAUGGGCAUCGCAGCCGGCAUAUAGGGAGCACGACCACGGGGCGCGCAGCCAAGUUCAGAAGCCGGACAACGUGUGGCAAGCGAAGAUCGACAACCUGCUGGGCGGAAGGAAGGUGCAUCCGCCACCCAGGACCACCGGAGCGGACGGCGGUAACCGCAUUCCCCAUCAGCUGGCCGAGCCUUCGCCACCCUCCGCCCCGGGUUCCUCGGUCACCACGAAGGGUAUGGCUGAGGAAUGCUUCGAGGAGCAAGAAAUGGGCUCGGUGCCGGCUGUGCGGCUUCCCAAGACGAUACCGGAGAUGGCGUGGCAGCCCAGCCCGCCGGCGAAGCCGCUGCCCAAGAAGCUGCACGCAAUCGUGUCAAGCGCGGAACCUAUCACGUUCCCCGCUGACGUGUCGGGCGCGGGGAUGGUAUGGCGGAUUUGCCUUCCGGGCACUGAGAGCCGGAACAUCACGGUUCCAUUUGGGCGGACUCGAAGUAACCCGCGUCGUGGCGGGCAGCGAGGCGGACGUCACGGCGCGCCGGGUCCGUAUCGGCAGGGCAGAGUCCGCGAAACGUCUGCCUCAUACUCGACAGAGCAAGGCGCAGGUAGCGGUGGCUCCGGAUCCAACCCCCAGCACGGUAGGAACCACCGAGGAGGCUACCGGGGGCGCGAUCGCGAGAACUGGUCGCGGAGCGCGACAAACCCAGUUCAGACCUAA
Messenger RNA from Thermothielavioides terrestris NRRL 8126, 3969 nucleotides. RefSeq lists its product as uncharacterized. Gene Ontology annotation, biological process: proton motive force-driven ATP synthesis. The record is from RefSeq and is a predicted model, not a curated record. Bases 1 to 3969 code for a protein of 1322 amino acids. The transcript has 8 exons. NCBI's taxonomy places the organism in Eukaryota, Fungi, Ascomycota, Sordariomycetes, Sordariales, Chaetomiaceae.